AUGUCUCACGAAACUAUUAGCAACAGUAGUUUGGUCACCGAGUCCUCUUCUUCUUCCUCAACUCCUCCUCCUCCUCCUCCUCCUCCUCUUGCAUGUGGUGAUACAACAACAACGACAAAGCAGCAGCAGCAUGAACAACAACAACAACAACAAGAUAUAGAUUCAACAUCCACUACGACCAAUAUUGCAGAAACAGUAGUAGUAUUAGUAGUAGAUGAAGCGGAAAAAUCAAAUGGCACCAAAUCAGGUCAAGAAGGUGAACAGGUAACAACCCCUUCAGCAUCACCAUCUACCUCUACCUCUACCACCAUUGAUAAACCAACCUUGACAACUUCAACGACCACCACCAUGAUCGUUGAUGAACCAGAAACAAAAAUGAUUAUUGAAUCAACCUCGGCAACCUCGACAACUUCAACAUCAACAUCAACAUCGACAACCUCAACAAUGACUACUACCAUGAUUGUUGAAGAAGAGGAAGAAGAACCAACCUCUACAUCAACAACUUCAACAACAACAACAACCAAUGACAAUAGUAAUAAUAACAAUAAUAUUAGUAAUAAUAAUAACAAUAAUAAUAUUAAUAAUAAUAAUAAUAAUAAUAGUAAUAAUAUUCAAACACCAUUACAAGGAUCUUCACACAAAAGAGAUAGAGAAAUUGAAAAUGAUAAUAAUGGAUUUAGUUUUAUAUUUCAUGUUGGACCAAAAGUGAAACCAGACAAGACUCAAAAGAAACAAAAGAGAGAUAGUCUGUUAUCAUUGUCCACCACGGUUUUGGCAACUCCGACACCCGCCACCAACAAAAAGAAUCCAGCUUACAAUCUAUUGGCAUCACGACAAGCACAUCAACCUCGAACUCAAUCAUUGUCUAGUAAAAGACAAAACCAAGUGACAGACGCAAAUGUUGGUGCAAUGGCAGAUCAACUUGGUGAGAUUGGUGGAACUGACUUUUUCAUCUCUUUGUUUAGUGGAUCGACAAACUGCUCAAAAUUACUCAAAGAUUGUUUCAGAGUAUCUUCUACCAAUGUACCAACAACUCCUUUUGGAUCAAUGGAUAAUAUUAGUAUUGGUAAAUCAUACGACUCUCUUCAUCUUGAUAAUGAUUAUUAUGAUCAAGAUGGAUUCCAUUUACAAAAUGGUGGUGGUGUUGGUGGUGGUAGUGAUGAUGAGUUUGAAGAUAAACCACUCACAACAUCAACAACAUCAACAACAACCAACAAUCAUUAUGGUCUUCAAAGAUUUGAAUCAAUUAUUGCAGAAGAAGAUGAAUCCUCUAGUGAUGAAGAAAAGAGUUAUAUUAAAAGUUUAAAAGAAAGAAAGAAUUUAGAAGAAUCUGAAAAAGGUUUUAAUAGAGUAAUAAGAGAGAAAAUUGAACAAGCACAUGUAAAUAGAUUGUUUUUCGAACCAAAUAGAAAAAGGGUACCGGUUAAAGACCAACAAUUACAAGAUUUUUUGGAACAAAAUAUUUUUACACAAACUCCCAUUCCAAGGGGGUUCAACGAGGGUGAUUGUACCGACGGACCAUACGACACGCUCUUUUACACCAUCCAUCCACUGCGACUGAUGGGUGAGAGUGUGGACGGCCUGAUGAAAAAGAAUGCAGAGGAUGUGAUCAAGGACGGUGUGCCAACUCCCACCUACAAAGAGGUGCAACCAUACGUUCCCUACAACAUUAAUAUUAGCAGACGAUUUCAAACUGCCUAUAACCAAGGUUACAUUGUUUACAAUGGUACCAACAAUACAUUGGCUUCUUCAUUAUCAUCCAUGACUCCUGCCAAACAACAAUCACCACCACUACCAAAUGUAAAAGGUGGCUCAGUUAUCUCUUCUCCACCAUCUACACCUUUGACAUUAUCUUCCAGCAACAACAAUAAUGUAAACAGUGCAUUAUCACUAGUACAUCAAUCAUCGUAUCCUUGGAAACGUGUAUCAGAGAUGUUUAAUACAAUUACAUGGUUGCCCGAAGAAACAGCGAUGCUAUGUGAACUAUACUUUAUCUAUGGUUCAGAUUGGUCAGAGAUUUCAAGGAUAUUGAGUGGUUCCAAAUCACCUCUUCAAAUCUAUCAAGCCAUCACCAAACAAAAAGAUUUGAUGUCGAUGAAACCACAUACCACCUUGGCUCAAGACCUAGAAGAAAUCAAAAAGCAAUGUGUCAUUUGUUUCCUUUCAACCAGCGGUGGAAACAAAAAAUUCUAUCAUCAAAAGACUAAAAAGAAUCAGAAUACAACUCUAGUCACUUGUUUUGCAUGUGAACGUUCAUUUCAUCAAGAUUGUAUUACUGAUCAACCAAAUAGUAAUAACAACAAUUCAGAAUGGUAUUGUUCAAUUGAUUGUUCAAUGACUUGUCAAGUUAGAUGUAAUGUUUGUCAAAAAGGGGAUCAUGAAGAUUCAUUUGUAUUAUGUGACAAGUGUUCAGAUGGUUAUCAUAUUUAUUGUUUAUCACCACAACUUUCAGAGGUUCCUUAUGAUCCUUGGGAAUGUUCAAAUUGUUGUGAAAACAACAAUACCUCUAAAAGUAUAGGUAAAAUUGUGGAAUCACCUUCUCCUCUUACUGCUGCAGUAGAAGAUACUUUGUCACCAAUGAACUUGGAAGAUGUACCAAAAUUAGAAAGAGUUUCUAAAGAUGCAUCACCAAACGGUACAACAACAGAAUCAGUAGCUGCAGAGGGUAACCAUUCAUUAAUUAAUUCACCUAGAUCAAAAGAGGAAACUAACGGUCAUAAUGAUAGUAGUAGUAGUACUACGACUGCUACUGUAGUUGUAGUUGUUGAUACUUUGAAUCAAUCAAAUACAACAACACCUAUUAUGGAACCAACAACUAUGAUGGUUGUUACAUCAACUGCAACUACAACAUCAACAUGUCAAGCAAUGGCACCAAUUCCAACAACUCCAUCAUUAUCAGAGGCUAGUACACCGGCAAUGAUUAAAACACCACUUGCUUUGGGUUUGAAAAAGUCUACUGCAAAUGCACCAAUGUCUCCUGCAGCACCACCAGCAUUAUCAUUGGGUUUACAAGUAUAUCAACAUCCAAAACUCCAUUUCCAACACAUCAAGGGGUGUCAGAAUGCAUCAGACAGCUCAUCAGCAGACAACAAUACUACCGCACACAAGGACAAUGGUGGAGAGGAAUACAGUUCAUCAUUUGCAAGAGUACUUGGAAAGGAAGGAACAAGAUUGGCAAGCUCUGCCACGUCCAAGCCAUUCCAUACACUCAAAGCUAUCAGUUCAGUGUGUUUGGCGUGUCUGACGUCGGUUAGUAUCUUUGAUGAUUCAGAUUAUAGUCUUGGCAAUACAGAGAUUACCAAUUACAAGGAUAUGAUAUCAUCGGAAGACAUUGGAGAAGAUGACUAUGAGCUUGAAGCAGUUAUGGCUAAAAAGUUUGAUUUCAUUUUGGCUGCCAUCCCAAUUGCCGUUCAAAAAAUGAUCGAUGAACCACUUCUUAUGGGUUCUGAAUUACAACAACAACAACAACAUCAACAACAGGAAUCAAACAACUCUUUGUUGAGUGCAUUUGUAGCUGCUUCCUCAUCCUCUUCACCACAGACAACAAACGAGAACGAUACUAUUGUAUCAUUGGCAGGAUCAAAACGAAAGAGAAAACAAAAAUUACAAGAUUUACAAGACCUUCCAGAUGUACAAGUUAAAAUUCAAUUGGAUGAUCAAAUAACACCACCUACCAUUACCAAUACAUCACAUGAUGAACAAAUUGAUACUACUAUGGAUAAUAAUAAUAAUAGCGCAUUAAAAGAAUCACAAGAAUUUUCCACUCAAUCUGCCAUUGAUAUAUUGUCAACACAUAUGGAAACUGAAUCACCAAUACAACCAUUACAACCAUUACAACUCAACUCUUCAGGAACUCUGGAGGGAUCAAAAAUACUUUUACAAAUGGCCAAUGGCGACCAUGAACAAAAUGGGUUGGAAUCACCAUCUACACCACCACCUAUUACUACUUCUACUACUACUAUGACGCAUACAACACCACCACCAACUAUACCAACUUCACCACUCAUUCCAUCAUCCAUUUUAAAUGCAGACAAUAUUAUUCAAAAGACGACUGGAUUGGCUCAAUCUACCAUUGUUGCACCACCACCCAGUCUGCCAUUGUCGAUCACUCCGCCAAUGGUACCAGCUAUUCCUCAGCUAGUGACAGCGUCUGAAGUGCCUGUUGGCGUCGCACCCACGUACGAUUAUGGUGCUUCGGCCAUCGCAUUGCAACAACAGAUGCUCGCCAGACAGCAGUAUUCGAUGAUGGUCGAGGGAGGUGUUAUACCGCCAACCGAUCCAACCGCAACCAAUCUUUCUUAA
Messenger RNA from Cavenderia fasciculata, 4302 nucleotides. RefSeq lists its product as uncharacterized. Lineage: Eukaryota; Evosea; Eumycetozoa; Acytosteliales; Cavenderiaceae. The record is from RefSeq and is a predicted model, not a curated record. The transcript is spliced from 4 exons. The coding region runs from base 1 to 4302 and encodes 1433 amino acids.